CAGGCAAGGGGUGUUGCGUCACGUGUCAUACAAUCACGUGAUGAUAUACUACCUUUCGCUCGCAGCCUGGCGCUGCUUUGUCGCUACGAAAUUGAGCCGGAAUCGCAUCACGUGAGAGCUCCGACCGGUAUCCCGAGAGCCGGCACGGUUAAGCUCUACUUGGGCCGCGUCCACCCGGGUACCCGUUGACAUCUCUUUCUCCAGGCCUUGCUCGGCAGUCACAACGCUGCAUUGACAACCCACACGACGCUACCAUGUUUUCCACGACCAAGAGAGUUUUGGCCCAACGCGGUAGCGAGGCAAUUGGCCGCGUUGCUGCCCAGGCUCAGGCACAGAGGCGCUCAUUGUCCGUCCUUGCUGUGCUCGAGCAGCGCGAGGGCAAAUUGAGCGCCGGCUCGCUGAGCGCCUUUACUGCGGCCAAAAAGCUCGGAGGCAACGUUCACGGCUUCCUUGCCGGUGCCAGCGUCAAGUCUGCUGCUGAAGAGGCGGCCAAGGUCGACGGCAUCGAGAAGAUUAUCACCAUUGACAAUGCCGCAUACGAAAAGGGCCUCCCUGAGAACUUCGCCACGCUUUUGGUAGAAAACAUUAAGAAGGGCGGUUACACUCACGUUAUUGCCAGCCACAGCGCCUUUGGCAAGAAUGUUCUUCCCCGCGUCGCUGCCCUGCUCGACGUUCAGCAGCUGUCCGAUGUCACCGGAAUCGAGAACGAGACGACCUUUGUCCGACCUAUCUAUGCCGGAAACGCCAUCGCCACUGUCGAAUCGACCGACCCCGUUAAGAUCCUGACUGUUCGCGGUACCGCUUUCGCCGCUGAGGCCCCCACAUCUGGCUCUGCUGCCAUCGAGGCUGGUGCCGAUGCCAACGCCGCCGCUACCUCGGAAUGGGUUUCGGAGGACCUCGCCAAGUCUGACCGCCCUGAUCUCGCUACUGCAGGCAAGGUUGUGUCUGGCGGCCGUGGUCUCAAGUCCAAGGAGGACUUCGACAAGGUCAUGCUGCCUCUGGCGGACGCUCUCGGCGCUGCCGUUGGUGCCUCGCGCGCCGCUGUUGACAGUGGCUACGCCGACAACAGCUUGCAAGUCGGUCAGACUGGCAAGGUUGUUGCUCCCCAGCUGUACAUGGCUGUCGGUAUUUCCGGCGCCAUUCAGCACUUGGCUGGUAUGAAGGACAGCAAGGUCAUUGCUGCCAUUAACAAGGAUGCGGAUGCCCCCAUCUUCCAAGUAGCUGACGUUGGUCUGGUCGGUGAUCUGUUUGAGAAGGUCCCUGAGCUGACAGAAAAGGUUAAAAACUAAAUUAUAAAUACACUAUUGUACAAUUUCUACACAAUAUCAUCUUUCUCUCUAUGUCUAUCGUACAACUGCCAGCAUGUCGCUGACGCUUGUGAACUUUUCUCUCUCUUUUCCUUUUAGCUUGCCCGCAGCCCUUUCGGUGCUGUCAAUCUUUCUCCAGUCAUCCCAUGACAAUGCAUGUGAUGGAUCACUAGUACUGCUUUCGCUCGAAACACCUUCCCAACCCUUUGCAGGGGAAGUCUGAUCAGAGCGGAGAAACGGUUUACCUGCCAGCCAAUCGUGAAUAAUGACAUCUCCUGUUGUAAAUGCAUCGCUCAUCGUAGACGCAAUCACACCAGUAGGACCAUUCUUCAGCCACCCGGCACAGUACAGGCCUGGGACUUGGUUCGCAACGUCUCCGCUGUUUGCAGAGAUCAAGCCUGUAACCCGACCCAAGCCAUCGUUGCUAACAGUUCCCUUGGCAUUAUCGAAUUGUAUUCCGGCUUCAGAAAACCCUUCGAGUGCUAUUGAACGAUAUCCCACUGAUCGGAAAACGACGUUGGAUGGUAGAGCAAUCGUCUCUCCAGUUGCACUGACUCUAGACUUCGGAUCAAAUGGCGAUUCCAGUUGCGUUACGUCACAUUCUGUGCUACCGACCCGAUUGGGGUUGCUGGUUUGAGCAAGAAACCCAGUAGGCGAAAGACAGCUGUCAAGAGACCAAGAACGCGCGGUGGCUGUUGGUAAAUUCGUCGUUCCUUUCAAAAGCACUUCCAUGAGUCGCUUCGAAGCACGUGGAAGUGAUUUUAAAUCGUCUGGAAUGAGAGAUCGAUCCACUGGAUGAAAAGCAACAUUGGAAAGCUUCAUCAGCUCUCUGACCUCUUUAAUCGUAAACGCCGCUUGCAUCGGCCCUCGUCUGGCCACAACGCGCACUCGCUUCACACGACUUUGCGCAAGAUGCUGUAGAGCAUGUUCGGCUAUGUCUGUCUUUCUCAAAACAUCGACAUCCUCAAGCAGCAUUCGCGCUACAUCCAUUGCAACAUUUCCUUGUCCAAUGACGAUGGCAUCCUCCCCGCCUAAGUCCGGUUCGAGACCGGCGCAUUCUGGUAAACCGUUGUACCAGCCAACAAACUCUCUAGCCGAGUAGAUUCCGCUCAGCUUAGAUUCUCCUGAGAUCCCAAGCUUCUUAUCUUCAGAGGCACCGUAAGACAUAAGAACAGAGUCAUAAUUUUGCAGCAGAGACUGCAGCUGGACAUGGCACUGUUGCGAUGAAGCAUCUCCUUCUCUGUGACCAACAGACACAUUGCCUAGGAACCGAAAGUUGGGAGAUGAAGCAACCUCUUCAAACUUUUCUUGACAAU
[Torrubiella] hemipterigena is the source of this 2623-nucleotide messenger RNA. The record is from the annotation of a GenBank genome assembly. Lineage: Eukaryota; Fungi; Ascomycota; Sordariomycetes; Hypocreales; Clavicipitaceae.